AUGAGGCUACUGUUCCUUCUUGUUGUCCUUCUUAUAUGUCUGACUCAGACAACAUCAGGGCAUAAAAGAAAUAGUAAAUCCUUUCAGUGCAAGAAAAUGGGUGGCGCUUGCAAGAGCCAGAAGACCCACGGGUGCUCCAUCCUGCCUGUAGAAUGCAGAAGUCGGUUCAAACACUGCUGCCGACUGUAG
Molecule: messenger RNA, 189 nt
Organism: Nannospalax galili (Upper Galilee mountains blind mole rat)
Lineage: Eukaryota; Metazoa; Chordata; Mammalia; Rodentia; Spalacidae
Product: beta-defensin 33-like
Exons: 2
Coding region: 1-189 (62 amino acids)
Source: RefSeq, a predicted model, not a curated record